AUGGAUACUAACCAGCCAGUUGUUGAUAUUGUUGAUAUUGAUGGUGUUGUGGAUAUUGGGAGCUCUAGCCCGGAAAUCGAGGAACAUAGGAUCCCGAUUCCCCUAACCAAUGCGAAAACAUCUCCUCUUACAACACUCCAUAUUGAGUAUAUUGAUGAUCUGCCGGAGUAUCCAACUAGCCAUUUUCAAGGAUAUACCUAUGUUGUUGCAUCAAGAGGACGCUCACAGGCUGAAAUGGAGCAGAUUGCACAUGAAUUACUAAGCGCUUAG
Molecule: messenger RNA, 270 nt
Organism: Aspergillus nidulans FGSC A4
Lineage: Eukaryota; Fungi; Ascomycota; Eurotiomycetes; Eurotiales; Aspergillaceae
Exons: 3
Coding region: 1-270 (89 amino acids)
Source: RefSeq, a predicted model, not a curated record